UGGCUGGCUCAGUCAGCAUGGAGGUAGGUUCCUGUGGCAUCCGUUGGAGGGGCCCCGGGUCACUGUGUUUCCUCCCAGGGGUGACUUGGCAGCGAAAUGCUCUGUUUCCUCACUUCUGCAAUUGCCAGGCCACAAGACAGAGGCUUGAGCUGAGGCUUGGACUGGGAGGGACCGCAGAGCCUACGGCUGAGCUGCUAUAGGCACGUACAACGAACGCUCCAUGACCAGGUGACCCUUCCUGCCCAGCGCGAUGGAGUACAAUGGCUCGUCUCGCGUGGAUUCUGAGUUUCGAUACACCCUCUUUCCAAUCGUUUACAGUGUCAUCUUUGUACUGGGGGUGGUUGCCAAUGGCUACGUGCUGUGGGUCUUUGCCACCUUGUACCCUUCCAAGAAACUAAAUGAGAUAAAGAUUUUCAUGGUGAAUCUCACCGUGGCGGAUCUGCUCUUCUUGAUUACCCUCCCGCUGUGGAUUGUCUACUACUACAACGAGGGCAACUGGAUUCUACCCAAGUUCCUGUGCAACCUGGCUGGUUGCCUCUUCUUCAUCAAUACCUACUGCAGUGUGGCCUUUCUGGGUGUCAUCACCUAUAACCGCUACCAGGCAGUAGCCUAUCCCAUCAAGACUGCCCAGGCCACUACCCGCAAGCGUGGCAUCUCUCUGUGUCUGGUUAUUUGGAUAUCCAUCGUGGCUACUGCGUCCUACUUCCUGGCCACGGACUCCACCAACCUAGUGCCCAAUAAGGAUGGCUCAGGCAACAUCACCCGCUGCUUUGAGCAUUAUGAGCCACACAGUGUGCCCAUCCUUGUCGUUCACGUCUUCAUCGCUUUCUGCUUCUUCGUCGUCUUCCUCCUCAUCGUGUACUGCAACCUGGUCAUCAUCCACACAUUGCUCACGCGGCCCGUGCGGCAGCAGCGCAAAGCGGAAGUGAAGCGCCGGGCGCUGUGGAUGGUCUGCACGGUCUUGGCCGUAUUUGUCAUCUGUUUUGUGCCCCAUCACGUGGUCCAGCUGCCCUGGACCCUAGCAGAGCUGGGCUACCAGACCAGCUUCCAUCAGGCUAUUAAUGAUGCCCAUCAAAUCACCCUCUGCCUCCUCAGCACCAAUUGCGUCUUAGAUCCCGUUAUCUACUGCUUUCUCACCAAGAAGUUUCGAAAGCACCUCAGCGAAAAGUUUUACAGCAUGCGCAGUAGCCGGAAGUGCUCCAGAGCCACUAGUGACACGUGCACUGAGGUUAUAGUGCCAAUCAACCAGACUCCUGCGGUGUCACUGAAAAAUUAAUCUCUGCUUAUUAAAGCCAGACCCAGAGCCUUCUCUUCCUUGGACCUCACAGAUGAAACUGGGAGGUGAGAAGUUUCUGCCUGUGGCCAACUUCUGCUUGGACCCUGGUGGACUCAAGUAUGACAGUUACUUCCUCACAGAGAGCAGGUUGCAGGAAAAUAUAGAACUUGAGUGCUCCUUUUCACCCAUCUUUGGGUCAACACUAGAGGACUGCGGCCGAUGGACUCACCCAGAGCUUCAGAUUGUGACAUCCCAGCCAGGACCAGACCUUGGGGAGAGACACGGGCAGCAACGUAAAGUUUGGUCAGUGACUUCCGGGGGCUACAGGAAGAGGGAAGAGGCGUUGUGGAGACCCUUCACUGAUUGUGUGGAAAAUCUUUGGGGAAGCAAUUGCAUUUAGGAUGGUGCCUCCAUGUCCAGGUACAAGGUCCUUGUGACCCUUCCUAGAGGAAGUGGUUUGGUGGUAUCUCCUGACUGACCCCAGUACCUUGCCUCAAAUGUAACCAGAGGAGAUAACACAGAAGCUGACCAGAAGCUAGGAUGGGAGAGAGUUUGCUGAGGUAGCUGAGUUUUGCCCAGGUCUGGUGAAGAAAUGGAAGAGAGGUGGCCACCUCAGGACACUGCACUCUCUCUCCACAUCUGGCAGGCAGCUUCUUUUGAGGUCCUCUGGCCACCUGGUGGUGAUUUUUGACAAGUAUCUUAGUCCCAUUUCACACACUGUGCCCAGCUUCCCUGUCAGAAACAACUCAAGGAAGGGGAGAUUUAUUUUGGCUCACAGUUUAGAAGAUUUCAGUCUCUUACAGCAAGGACAGCAUGGUAGGGCAGCUCAGACUCUGGUGGUGGGAACUUGAGAUAGAGGUUGUUCAUAAGCCAGGAACCAAAGACUGCACUUUAACCUGGAUACAGAAUAUAACCCAUAGCCCAGUCACCUAUGUCCACAGCCAGGCCCUACCUUCUAAAGGUUCCACAGUCUCCCAGCAUUGAGGGAGCGGCCCUGGGCCAAUGAGGUGGUAAUGCAAAGCAGAGAGCACUCGCAGCUAACCCUGCUGACCAGAGUCUGAUCCCAGAAGCCACGUGGUACAAAAAGAGAACAGACUUCUGCAAGUUGUCUGUGGGCCUUUACCUCCAUCCAUGCUGUGGCACACACACGCCCUGCCUCCCCCAUAGACAUAGACAUAAAUACAUGUACAACAUUCAUAAAAUAAAGCAAAACAAAUGUGACCCUGUGGGAAUAUACAUGAAAUAGCAGGUGUAUUCAAAAUACGCCUGCUAUUCCAUUUAAGUGAGAUCCCUUCUUGCCUUCUGAGUAUUCAGAAGCCUCAGAUUCAGAAUGCUGAGGAUAUUUUCCUGUUUUCCUGAGUCUUGUGCUUCUUUAAAAAGAAAAAAAAAAGAAAGUCCUUCCUCCCAGUGAGUGUCUCCUUGAAGUUGAAUCAGUUGAUUCCCGUCCGACAGACAAGCAUAGGUUUGUUUCAAUAGGCAGUAACUCUCUUGGGCUUGGCGCGAUGGCGGUAGUCUGGACCUUGCUGAAAGGGACUAAGUAGUUAAAACGACAUACUUGAACAUCUUACAAACUCAGGUUCAAGUCUUGCCUGUGCUAAAUGCUGUUCAGGACUCGGGAAUUUAAUUUUCUACCUCUUAGUGUUAUGAGCUGGGAGGUUCGGCCUCCCUCACAGGACUUCUGAGCAGGGCGUUGUGUUCAGAUGACUCUGGGUUACUUAUCCCAAUCUUCCCCUUUCCUGAGAAUUCGGUGCCCUCAGUCCUUUGAUAGGAAUCCAGGGGACAUCUGGGUUCGGGGUACACCUUUUGGGGAGCUGCGACCAUGUCUAUAUGUGAAGUGGGUUGGGGGGCUACUUAGGAUUCUGGUAGACAAGUGGCUUUUCAAAGAAAUCAGGUGUGUUAGGCCAAGCAGAGGCCAGAAAGAAGCAGAACUUGGCGAGAAGACACAGCUUCCAGGGGCCAGAGGGGCCAGCUUUGUCAUGAGUCCUGGGAGACUCUUGUCAGGAUUCCAUCUCCUUCCUUCCCUAAGCUCAUUGAAAUGGGUGUCUAGUACUUUCAAUCAAAUAACACUCUCGGUUUCUAUGUUAAUAGAAAAUGGUAUAUUUUGAAUUUCAUCAUCUCUGUCUCUCCUUUGCCAUUGGUUUGCAAUAUCCAUGUACCACAGUAUGUUUACUUAAUAAACAUUUCUCUUCAAA
Messenger RNA from Apodemus sylvaticus (European woodmouse), 3468 nucleotides. It is a transcript of the gene Ptafr, whose product is annotated as platelet activating factor receptor. Gene Ontology annotation, cellular component: membrane. The record is from RefSeq and is a predicted model, not a curated record. The transcript is spliced from 2 exons. Gene Ontology annotation, biological process: chemotaxis; G protein-coupled receptor signaling pathway. The coding region runs from base 251 to 1276 and encodes 341 amino acids. Gene Ontology annotation, molecular function: platelet activating factor receptor activity; G protein-coupled purinergic nucleotide receptor activity. Lineage: Eukaryota; Metazoa; Chordata; Mammalia; Rodentia; Muridae.